GCUAUCUCUCCUUUCACUCCCAGAGGAGGGCAUCCUGGGAGGCAUCAUGGCUGCUGUGAAAGUUUUGAUUUUCCUCCUUAUUGUCUUAUAUCACCUGUGUGAUGCGAAAAGGACAAGGGGAGUACAAAAUGAGUUCUUCAGGACCCACAGACCCGCCAAACCGCAAAUCCCCUAUGAGCCCGUGUCCAGGUUCUGGAUGUUCAACGUAGGGGCCUCACUGGAAGACUUGUGCCCCAUCCGGGCCCUCCAGCCUCAAACUCUCGACUCCUGUGGUUUCAACUCCAGUCACCCACUGGUCAUCAUCAUCCACGGGUGGUCGCUGGAUGGGAAGUUAGAGAAAUGGAUGGCAAACCUGGCGACGGCUCUGAAGACCACACUGAGGGACGUGAACGUGAUGAUCGGGGACUGGCUUCCUCUUGCCCAGCAGCACUACCCGAUCGCCGCGAUGAACACCCGGCACGUGGGACAGGAGAUGGCAUACCUGCUGGAAUGGCUGGAGGAAAGUUCCAACUUCACCACGGAUAAGGUGCACAUGAUCGGGUACAGCCUGGGGGCUCACGUUGCCGGAUUCACAGGGAAUUACUUAACGGGAUUGAGAAAAAUCGGGCGGAUUACAGGCCUGGACCCCGCUGGUCCGCUCUUCGAGGGCAUGUCCUACACAGACAGGCUGUCACCGGAUGAUGCCAGCUUUGUGGACGCCAUCCACACCUUCACCCAGGAGCACAUGGGGCUCAGUGUGGGCAUCAAGCAGCCUGUGGCUCACUUUGAUUUCUACCCCAACGGUGGCACCUUCCAACCAGGCUGCCACAUCCAGAACCUGUACGAGCACCUGACCCAGUACGGACUGCUGGGUUUUCAGCAGACCAUGAAGUGCGCCCACGAGCGCGCCGUCCACCUCUUCAUCGACUCCCUGCUGAACGAGGACAUGCAGAGCACCGCCUACCGCUGCCUUGAUGACAGCUCCUUCAACAAGGGCAUGUGCCUGGACUGCCGCAAGAACCGCUGCAACACGCUGGGCUACAACAUCCGGAAGGUGCGCACGGGCCGCAGCAGCCGGCGCCUCUAUUUGAAGACGCGCUCGCGCAUGCCCUACAAAGUUUAUCACUAUCAAUUCAAGAUCCAAUUCAUCAACCAGAUCGAGCGCAUCGAGCCAUCCCUCACCAUCUCCCUCACUGGGACCAAGGAAGAGAGCGAAAAUCUGCCCAUUACCUUUAUCGAGGAGAUCUCAGGGAACAAGACGUACACCUUCCUGAUCACGCUGGACAAGGACAUCGGCGAGUUGAUGACGCUUCGGUUCCGCUGGGAGGGCAGCGCCGUGUGGGCGAACAUGUGGAGCAAAAUGCAGACCAUCAUCCCCUGGCACCUGCGCCGCAAGGGGCCCGAGCUCACCGUGGGCAAGAUCCGCGUUAAGGCGGGGGAGACGCAGAUGAAGACGUCGUUCUGCGCUGAGACGAACGAUGUAAUUCACAUCCCUCCGUCCCAGGAGAAGGUGUUUGUGCGCUGCGAGCAAAGCGGCCAGAAGGGGCGGGGGCCCAGCUGACAGCAGCGAGCGGGGGCCCAGCUGCUCCGCACUCUGACUCACGUAGCAAUGCAAGAAUGCGGAUGCAGAACUUGCACAAAACACCGGUAACAACAAGACGAGCCCUUGGGUGCCAUAUCCUCGCGGAAUCUGAGAGAUCCUGUGCCUUUAAGCCUUCUGGCG
Messenger RNA from Paramormyrops kingsleyae, 1702 nucleotides. It is a transcript of the gene lipca, whose product is annotated as lipase, hepatic a. Gene Ontology annotation, molecular function: apolipoprotein binding; lipoprotein lipase activity. Gene Ontology annotation, biological process: lipid catabolic process. The record is from RefSeq and is a predicted model, not a curated record. NCBI's taxonomy places the organism in Eukaryota, Metazoa, Chordata, Actinopteri, Osteoglossiformes, Mormyridae.